Nestor notabilis (Kea) is the source of this 321-nucleotide messenger RNA. RefSeq names its product heat-responsive protein 12 (gene RIDA). The transcript is spliced from 5 exons. Gene Ontology annotation, molecular function: deaminase activity. Gene Ontology annotation, cellular component: cytosol. NCBI's taxonomy places the organism in Eukaryota, Metazoa, Chordata, Aves, Psittaciformes, Psittacidae. The record is from RefSeq and is a predicted model, not a curated record. Bases 19 to 321 code for a protein of 100 amino acids.
GUGCUGGUAGACCGGACAAUGUACAUUUCGGGACAGAUAGGUAUAGAACCUUCCACCGGGCAGCUUGUCUCUGGAGGGGUAAAGGAAGAAGCUAAGCAGGCUUUAAAAAAUAUGGGAGAAAUCCUGAAAGCUGCAGGCUGUGACUACAGCAGUGUUGUGAAGACUACAGUUUUGAUGGCAGACAUGAAGGACUUCAAUGCUAUUAAUGACAUUUACAAGCAGUCCAAGUUGGUGUUAAGGCUGUGCAGUGUCAGCAGUGGUGCCCAAGUUGAGAUUGAAGCCAUUGCUGUUCAAGGACUCCUCCAAGAUGCUUCAGCCUGA